Molecule: messenger RNA, 759 nt
Organism: Dromaius novaehollandiae (emu)
Lineage: Eukaryota; Metazoa; Chordata; Aves; Casuariiformes; Dromaiidae
Gene: CCDC59
Product: coiled-coil domain containing 59
Exons: 4
Coding region: 40-645 (201 amino acids)
Cellular component (GO): nucleus
Source: RefSeq, a predicted model, not a curated record
GCGGCUUGGUGACGUCUCGGUGCGCGACGGUGGCGGGUGAUGGCGGCGGCGCGGCCGGGCAGGCCGGCCCCGCCGGCGGGGAGCGCGGCCCGCGGUCCCCUCCACAAGCGGCCCUGGAGGCCGGUGUCGCUCCGCGGCGCCUUGGGGAGCGUCCAGGAGGGACAAGGAUUUGCAUUUCAGAGGAAACAAAAGAUCCAAAGAGAAUACAGAAAACUACUGAAAAGGGAAAGAAAAGCUGGGACACAACAGGAUAUUCAGUUUACCGACACAUAUCCAGAGCAUUUGAAACAUCUCUACCUAGCUGAAGAAGAGAGACUUAAGAAACAGUGCAAGGCUACAAAUGACUCAGUUUUGUCAGAAGAAAAAAUUAAUAAAGCAGUAGAGCCAGUUAUAACUGAAAGGAAGUUUAAGAAGAAAACGUCCAAUCAGAAGGCAAAAGAAGAGUAUGAGAAAAUAAAGGCUGAACGUGCCAAGAAGAAAGAGGAAGCUGAAAAAAGAAGACAACAAAGAGAAGAAGCGCAACGGUUGUAUAAGCAAAAGAAACUGGAAGCUUAUAAAAUACUGAGUAAGAAGACCAAAAAAGGACAGCCAAAUCUAAACUUGCAGAUAGAAUUUCUUCUUCAGAAAAUACAACAAAAGACAUAACUUUCUGCACACAUCUUAUGUUUUCAGUUAGCAAUCAGCUAAUUACAUGUUUUGAGUUACAUGUGGAUAGUUUAUUAAAUGACUUUUAUUAAAUAAUGUCUUUAUGUUUCUAUA